CGCACAGAUACACAGAGAGAAGCAUGGCGUCUUCUUCCUCCUUCUCAGAAGAUCUGACAUGUUCGGUCUGUUUAGGCAUCUUCACUGAUCCAGUAAGUGUCUUCUGUGGACACUCUUUCUGCAGGGAAUGCAUCACACUUUCUCUGAACUCACUGGAUCAGUGCCCACAGUGUCGGGCGACUGUUCCUACAGACAGGAUGGAUUUCACAACUAAUCACAUCUUAAAAAGUCUUGCUGAAAAAGCAAAGAAGGAGAAGGAAUCUGGAAAAAACACUGAGGCUGCUGUGGGGUUUUGCCCGGAACACGACGAGAAGCUGAAGUUGUUCUGCGUCACUGAUCAGCAGCUAACUUGUAUUAUAUGUAGAGACUGUGAAAUACAUGAAGGACACAAGUUUAAGCCAAUCAAAGAAGCUGCUGCAUCAGUCAGAAAGGAGGUAGAGACUCUGGUGGAAAAGGAAUCCUCUGACUUCAGUGCCAUAGAACGUCUGGCCGAGUCACAGAACAAAGAAAUAAGAAAAUCCAAAGAGAAAUCUCAGAGGCUGAGGAUCCAGAUUAGCAGCCAGUUUCAGGAGAUGCAGCAGUUUUUGAAAAGGAGAGAAGAUGAAAUUCUGAAUGAGCUGACAGAGAAGGAGAAUGCUGAGCUUGAGAAGAUGAGGGAGAGCUUAAACGUUGUUGAAAAAGCUUUAACUGAAGGCAGAGAGGUUGGGGAACAGAUGAAAUCUGUUCUGGAUAUUACAGAUCCUGAGAGUUUCCUAAAGAGCUGGCAAGAGAGCAAAAUGACACCAAAACCCAACCAGCAAGGAUCAAAUCUCCAAGUGGUGACCUCUUCUCUCUCACUGGGUCACUAUGAGAGCCACCUGCAGUGGUUUGUGUGGAAGGAGAUGCUACAGAUGAUCCAGCCUCAAGCAGAAAAGCUUUUAUUUAACAGCCAAAAGCCACCUGAUUGGUCCAAAUGGUCUGGUCUUUCUAAUAACUGCAUUGCAAUGCAAGGAAUGAACUAUUUUUCAACAUGUACUUGUCAUUCUAGCUAUGUCAGUUUACUAUCACAGUGGCAGUCAUACUACAGACUUCAAACUACUUAUACAACUAGUGUAAACCAGAUCUCACCAGGACCACAUUAUUGGGAGAUAGAUGUUGAUAACAAGAACUGUUGGACAGUUCAGAUACUGAAACAUUCCCUGACAUGCAAAGAUAACAAAUACACCACCACUCAUAAAAAAGCUAAGAAAGAAGUGAAGUUUGCAAGCAAACCUAAAACAAUCGGCUUUUAUUUGAACGGCAACUCUCAGGAGCUCCACGUCUUUGAUGCAGACACCAUGCAGCAUGUUUAAAUGUUUAUUAAACAGUGAUUAAUCUCUGCUAAAACUCAUAUUUGAUUACAAGCUUUGCCAAAAAGGAAGAACCAACUGGUUCCUAGGUUGAGGGUUACAUUUUCAUAUAGAAACGGGCUGGUCAAUUCUGUGCCUAACAUGAAUUCAUCUGUUGAAAAGUGAAUUUUCAUCUGUUUAGUUUUUCCUCAUUUAUCAAAGUUAUUUCUGUCUGUUUGAUCUGAAAUAUUUCUCUGACAAAUCAAAUACUGAAAAAUUCUCUAAGUG
Molecule: messenger RNA, 1595 nt
Organism: Xiphophorus hellerii (green swordtail)
Lineage: Eukaryota; Metazoa; Chordata; Actinopteri; Cyprinodontiformes; Poeciliidae
Product: nuclear factor 7, brain-like
Exons: 2
Coding region: 24-1331 (435 amino acids)
Molecular function (GO): zinc ion binding
Source: RefSeq, a predicted model, not a curated record